Neocloeon triangulifer is the source of this 2369-nucleotide messenger RNA. Its product is annotated as insulin-like growth factor-binding protein complex acid labile subunit. The record is from RefSeq and is a predicted model, not a curated record. The coding region runs from base 49 to 2193 and encodes 714 amino acids. The transcript is spliced from 8 exons. NCBI's taxonomy places the organism in Eukaryota, Metazoa, Arthropoda, Insecta, Ephemeroptera, Baetidae. Gene Ontology annotation, cellular component: extracellular matrix. Gene Ontology annotation, molecular function: protein binding.
UGUGCACCCACUCAAAUUGCCCCUCAUCAUUUGAAGACGUCAAUCGAAAUGUUGAGGACGCUGAUUUUCCUGCUCAUUUUUAGGGCGACCAAUGCGGGAUGGGGCAAAAACGUGUGCCCAUCGUCUUGCAACUGCCAAAUGAGCGAACUCAGGGACGACCUGCUCGCCACCUCGUGGAACCCCGACCAAGACACUGCCAAGGUGGUGCACCCGAAUGAGGCGAUCCAUUUAUCUGACCAAAAGAGUAUUAACUUCCAUGAUGUCUUGAAAACGGCUGUUUGCGUGUACCGAUCUGACGUGGGAAUUGACGAGUGGAUGCACCAACUUCCAUCCGAUAUUGAAGCUCUGACUAUUAUGCAAGCACCUGGAGGUGAAAAAAUGGUUUUUGAGGAGAAACACUUCCAACCCUUCGCCUUCCUGACCUUGCUGGACAUUCAGGGCGCGGUCAACGCGACCCAGAUUGUCCUCAAAAGCAACAGUCUCCGUCCUCUGCGCAGCCUCCAAUUCCUCUCCCUCAGAAAUAUCAGGUUUCAGGGCCAACCUGAGACGGCACCGACACACCAUCCGACGUACUCGCUGCAAGACUUGCCCGCCGACAUCACCCAGUGGAAAAACCAGCAGCCAGCGGAGCCGCCGCACGAGAUUGUCUUUCUGACAGAGGUCGAUCCUUUGCCCUACCCUGUGUACAAAGCGGCCGUCGAGUACGCCGACAUGUCGAUUUUCAAUGGGCUCGAGAGACUCAGGGUGCUCAGGGUGGACAGUUGCGGCAUCAAGGAGAUCAAGUGGCAGAUGUUCCAGGGUCUGCGCAGUCUGGAAUGGUUAUCCCUAGAAAGAAACGAGAUGAUGUUUAUCCCUGACUUUGCAUUCUAUGGCGCACCACACCUGAAACACCUCUCGCUGGCCCACAACCGCAUCCUCUCGAUGCACUUCACCAAUCUCGCAGGUCUUCUCGAGCUCGAAAGACUCGACCUUUCCUACAACAACCUGCCGCACUUGUCGGAACUCUCGCUACCACCCUUUCCUCAACUCUUGGAGGUCGAUUUCCGCAGCAACCCUAUCGAGGCCGUUUACAAAUCCACCUUUGAAGUAAUUAACCGCACCGAGUCACUCUACCUGGGAGGAGAAACGCCGCUGAGUCUUCAGGAAAGUGGUCUUUCAGGACUGGAUUCGCUUAGGUCUCUUGUUAUCACAAAUGCUAAAGCUGAGGUUUUGGAUUUGUCAACCCUGAAGGGAGCGCGUAGGUUGAGGAAAUUGCGGAUUCAGGGUCAAAUCGAUGAAAUCGCCUACGAUGCCUUCUCAGCGGCUACAAAGUUGGAGCAGCUGGUGCUCAAAGAUUGCAAAAUCAAAACCAUCUCCAUGGACGCUUUUUACGGUUUAUUUGGCCUCUCGGUGCUGGAUCUCUCGGACAACCAACUGACCUCCCUUCCACCCAAAAUUUUUGAUCAGUUGACGUCGCUGAAAGAGCUCCAGCUUCAGAAUAAUCAAUUCACAACACUCCCUGAAGACAUUUUCAUAAAACUUUCGGCAAAAAUGAUUCGUCUCGAUGGGAAUCCCUGGCACUGCACCUGUGAAAUGCGAGAGUGGCGGCCGAUGUCUGUCAACAAAGUCAAAAUGCAGGUUGACCGGACGAUUCAGGUUUCCGACGCAAAGGGAGCGCCGGAAGUGACAGUGCAAGGCACUCAGUAUCGCUUUGAGAAAAAAGUGGCUCCCAAAUGCAAAACGCCAGAAAAGUAUGAGAACUGGAGCGUUUUCCACGUGUUACGAAAAGAGCUCAGAUGCACUUUGAGUGACAUUAAAAAGGAGAUUAUUGAGAAGAGGAGAUUUGUAGUCAAAAAAGGCUACUGGGUGAAGAAAAAUCAAGUUGAGGGACUUGUUUCCGAAACUUCAAAGGCAGAAAUUUCAAAACUGGAUAAAGUUACUGUUGCGUCGACAACUGCCAGGUCUGUGGAAACAACCAAGCUCAAGGAAAUCAGCAAUAAAAUUAGUAAUGAGCUGCCGGAGGAGCAAGUUGCCAAGAUUGAUGCAGAGCCUGAAAAUGAACUGUCACCAAUACCAAAAGAGGACAAUAAUCUUAUGGCUAUUCUGCACGACGGAAAAAUGGUUAAAAUUUCCAAGAAGGCACACAAAUUGGAGAUGGAACGCAAACGGCAAGAGAAGCUGAAACGACUGGCACAAUUGGAGAAUUCUCAUUAAUAAACAGGGACUGGAAAUAUUCAACAUUGGAGACUAAUAUAAACAACAAAUUUAGAAUUUUCAAUUAGACAUAUGACCACCAGUGAAAAUUGGUUAAAAUCAAAAUUUUGUUUGAAAUAAAUGAGUAGAAAGAUUAACUUUUAUGAAAUUUAGGGCUUAAAAAUAAACUGAAAAUU